Messenger RNA from Drosophila takahashii, 2768 nucleotides. Lineage: Eukaryota; Metazoa; Arthropoda; Insecta; Diptera; Drosophilidae. The record is from RefSeq and is a predicted model, not a curated record.
ACCGGAAACGGAAGCGGCAUAACCGGAAGUGGAACUGCAACUAAAAACCGAACAGUCAACGGAAACGAUCGAAGGGAUUAGCAUUAGCAAGGCAUGGACACCGCUGCCGCCGCCGCCGCUGCAGUCGCCGUUGAACUGAAACCCGAUCAGCAGCUCCUGAAGGCCACGAGGAUUGGAGGAGGAGCAGUGGUCACUGGAACCCCAACUGGAUGCGACUGCCUGGGCAGCACAGUGGAGACCAUGUCCUUGACGCCGCCGCCCACGCCGCCUUCGCGCGCCUCUGAUUCCCUCGUCCUCCAUGUGGAACCAGGUGCUCCUCCAAGUGGUUCCAAGGAGGCGGCUUCCGAGGCCACAGCUACGGCAUCCUCUACUGAAACCACCACUCAGCCGGAUCUGCCCGCCAGCUCAUCAUCAACGUCUUCCGCCAAAGCUUCCACAAAGCCAACGUCUGCCUUGCAAGGAUCGGGAUUGGGAUUGGGAUCGGUAUCUGCAUCUAGUUCUGUUUCAGUGGAGCAUCCACCCGCUGCAGCAGCAGCAGUAGCUCCUCCACCAGAAUCCGAAUCCUCGGAGAAUGUUGUGCAGCUGCUGCCCUGGCAGGACAUGCCCACGUAUCUGCAGUUCAAUCCCUACGUGCUCCGCGGCUACCGACCACUGCAGACCUUCAAGGGCUGCCUGCUCAGCCUGUUCUACUGGCACAACGAGACCAUCAACAUCCUGACCCACGCCAUCCCCAUCUUCUACAUCCUGGCCAUCGUGCCCGGACUGAUGCCCUGGGACAGUGGCUACAAGUUCCUGUCCUUCUGCCACGUCUUCGGAUCGGUGGCUCCCUGGUGCGGCAGCUUCGUCUACCACCUGUUCAUGAACAUCGAGAAGGGCGAGAAUGUUUACUACACGCUGCUCAAACUGGACAUGGUCGGCAUCUGGGUGAGCCAGAGCUUCGGUGCUCUGCCCCUGGUCACAGCCACCACUCUGUGCUUCCCGCCGGUGCUCAAGUGGCUCAUCAUUGUCUCCUACUGCGUGCUCUCGCUCUGGGGCCUCUAUAAGGCCCUAACUGCCAGCUCACCCUGGCAGCGUCGCUUGUGCUUCGCCCUGCCCUUCGCCAUGCGCUCCAUCCUGACCUUCCUGCGCAUCCGUGGAAUGGUGGGCGGCAGCCACAUGGCCCUUUCCCAUGUCUACCUGCAGGUUGAAGUUGACGGCGUCUCCAUACUGGGCGGUGCCAUCGGAGCGAUGCGAAUCCCGGAGAAGUGGUUCCCCGGCGUGGUGGACUUCUAUCUCAACUCCCACAACAUAAUGCACGUGCUGGUCGUGGUGGCGGUCUACUCCAUGCACAAGGCCACCAUCAAGGACUUCGAGUGGAUGUCGACGCAGACCUGUCACACCGAUGCCGCCAAUGUCACCGAACAGGCUCUGGGGCACGUGGAGCUAUGACCCGCUUAUUGGCUGCUGCCGCUGGUGCUGCUGCCCUUGCCUUGGAUAAUCCUGGCCAGGCGGCGCGCCCGGACGCACUUGAUCCGCGCCCUGAUCGCUCCCAUCGCCUGGCGGCGGAGGCGAGACCAAAUCCCCGGAUGAGAGUAGAUUUGAGAUGGCUACGAGGAACGCUACUUGAAUAUACCGUGUAUAAGAGAGCGCCGAUGCUGUUGCAGUAACAAUAUACAUAUGUAUAUCUAGGUGUAGGUAUAGGCCAUACAUAUAUGAACUGUAUGUGUGUAUUUACAUAUAGUACAUACUUCGACUGUGGUAUUAAGCAUUAAGGUUAUAUAAUUACGGAGACGACGGGAUGGCAGGAUGGUUCGGAACCAAGUCUUCGGAUUUUCACGCUAAAACUCUUGAGUAUACAGUUGCGAUAUGGGCUGGGCAAAUGAAUAUGGAUUAACGAUUAACGAUUUAUGAAUAAUGAGUAAUUGUAAUGAUGAUUUGAAUGAUGUUGAUACACAUGUACCUCAUUGUGCUUACGACAACACAUCUUAUUUUCAAAUACUCGUACGUAUAACUUUGUACCUCGUCGGAAAAUUCUACAAUAAGAACACCUAUAAGCUAAUCUCUUCCUAGUUGAACUUUUUAGAUAUGCAAAUUGUUAAUUUUGGCAAGCUAGUGGUAGUAGUGUAAGCCUAGUUAAUCUGCUCCAAUCUGUGCAUAGUUGUGAACGAAAAACACUUGCUGUUGUGUGACAGUAGUUAGAAAACACGUAUUCAAGUAUGGACAAGUGUGAAAACCAAUACAAUCUUCUGGCAAAAGUCGCUACUGCAACGAAUCACGUACAUACAUACGUAGUAGAGUUCGAUAUGAAUUGGGUUUAUAUCAUUUAUGUCAAUUGAGUGCGCAAUGUUAACCUCAGAUAUUUAUUGAGCUCCCCCCAAGUAUUGAAUAUUAUUAGAAAUCGCAAUAUUUAUUACGAGUUCCCUAGGCGUUAAUUAUUAGGGCAGGGUAUACAAAUACAACAACCAACUUAACUAUACGAUAGCAAUCUUUCGAAAGUCGGUCUAUUUUAAUCCUAGCAAUGCGAACUAUUAUGAGUAAUGCGUUUUAGUAGUGUCAAUAAUUUACACCACCCCCUCCCCUCGAACGAUAGAGACAGAGCGAAUCUAACAAGUGAAACGUAAGCUAACAAACGAAUUCAAACAAACAAACAAAGCAAUAAUUAUAGGCAGACUCAAUGCUUUAUGUUUAAAGUUGCUGCUAGACAUAAGUGACAAUUAUACGAGUAAUGUAAAAUGAUUUUCUGAGCAGGUUAAUAAACAUUAAAAGUGUAUUUAAUGAGCAAAUGAAAA